GGACGGCGUGCGCAGGCGCAGGACCGGUUUCGGGCGCGUGAGGGACCCUGCAGACCGGAAGUUGAGGCGUUCGCGGCGGUUAACGAGGGCCCGAAAUCCCAGGAUGAACUCGUGUCCAUCCCAGAGCUCACCACAGGAGUCAUGAGGUGCCCUGUGUGUCACCAGCUUGACCCAGGCCGCAGGCCAUUUACUCUGCCAGCACCUGCUGUGAUCCUAUCCCACCCCUGAGGAGGAAAUUAGCUCUUUGAAGAGAAAGUGCUUCCUUAUUGCAGGCAUUGGCCGCUCACCGCAGGAGGUGGGGAAUGGCUGAGAAUAUCUGGUCCAGGUGAUCAGAACUGAGGCCAGUUUUGUGACAAUACUGGGAUUAGCCACGGCAUGCCGCCUCCCAGAACAAGGGAGGGCAGGGGUCCCCGAGACCGACCCCCAGCUCCCAGUCAGGAAGAGGACCCGGAGAAAUGGGACUGGAAUUGUCCAGAGACACGUCGCCUCUUUGAGGAUGCCUUCUUCGGUGAUGAGGAUUAUAUCCGGCAGGGUUCUGAGGAGUGCCAGAAGUUCUGGACCUUCUUUGAACGCUUGCAGAGAUUCCAGAAUCUCAAGACCACCAGCAAGGAGGAGAAAGACUCUAGGCAUCCCAAGCACAGCAUCCCGGCACUGGCCGACCUACCUCGCGCUUACGACCCACGCUACCGCAUCAACCUCUCCGUCCUUGGCCCCGACACUCGGCGCUCUCGGGGGCUAGGCAGGCGCCUGGCCCCGGAGAGAGUGUCUGAGUUCCGCCAGGCCCUGCUGCACUACCUGGACUUUGGCCAGAAGCAGGCGUUUGGGCGGCUGGCCAAACUGCAGCGUGAGCGCGUGGCGCUGCCCAUCGCCCAGUACGGGGACCGCAUCCUGCAGACGCUGAAGGAGCACCAGGUGGUGGUGGUGGCAGGUGACACGGGCUGCGGCAAGUCCACUCAGGUGCCCCAGUACCUGCUGGCCGCUGGCUUCAGUCACGUGGCAUGCACCCAGCCCCGGCGAAUCGCCUGCAUCUCACUGGCCAAGCGGGUUGGCUUUGAGAGCCUCAGUCAGUAUGGCUCACAGGUCGGCUACCAGAUCCGUUUUGAGAGCACACGCUCGGCGGCCACCAAGAUUGUGUUCCUGACAGUGGGGCUGCUCCUGAGGCAAAUCCAGCGGGAGCCCAGCCUGCCGCAGUACCAGGUCCUGAUCGUGGAUGAAGUCCACGAGCGGCACCUCCACAACGACUUUCUCCUGGGUAUCCUCCGGCGUCUGCUGCCCCAGCGACCUGACCUCAAGGUCAUCCUCAUGUCAGCCACCAUCAACAUCUCGCUCUUUUCCAGCUACUUCGGCAAUGCCCCCGUGGUACAGGUGCCCGGGAGGCUCUUCCCCAUCACGGUCGUGUACCAGCCGCAGGAGGCCGAGCCGACAACAUCCAAGUCGGAAAAACUGGACCCGCGGCCCUUCCUCAGGGUGCUGGAGGCCAUUGACAAUAAGUACCCACCCGAGGAGCGGGGUGACCUCUUGGUCUUCCUCAGUGGCAUGGCGGAGAUCAGCGCCGUGCUCGAGGCCGCCCAGACCUACGCCAGCCACACCCAGCGCUGGGCGGUGCUGCCGCUGCACAGUGCCCUCUCUGUGGCCGACCAGGACAAGGUGUUCGACGUGGCCCCACCUGGAGUCCGGAAGUGCAUCCUCUCCACCAACAUCGCUGAAACCUCAGUCACCAUUGAUGGGAUCCGCUUUGUUGUAGAUUCUGGGAAGGUGAAGGAGAUGAGCUAUGACCCGCAGGCCAAACUGCAGCGGCUGCAGGAGUUCUGGAUCAGUCAGGCGAGUGCUGAGCAGCGUAAGGGCCGGGCGGGCCGCACGGGCCCUGGUGUCUGCUUCCGCCUCUAUGCCGAAUCGGACUACGAUGCCUUCGCCCCCUACCCUGUCCCGGAGAUUCGGAGGGUCGCCCUGGAUGCAUUGGUGCUGCAGAUGAAGGGCAUGAGCGUGGGGGACCCCCGAACCUUUCCCUUCAUCGAGCCCCCCCCACCAACCAGCUUGGAAACGGCCAUCCUCUACCUCCGGGACCAGGGGGCCCUGGACAGCUCAGAGGCCCUCACCCCCAUCGGGUCCCUGCUGGCCCAGCUGCCUGUGGAUGUCGUGAUUGGGAAGAUGCUGAUCCUGGGCUCCAUGUUCCACCUGGCGGAGCCUGUGCUCACCAUCGCCGCCGCCCUCAGCGUCCAGUCGCCCUUCACCCGCGGUGCCCAGAGCAACCCCGAGUGUGUGGCGGCGCGGCGACCCCUGGAGAGUGACCAGGGCGACCCCUUCACGCUCUUCAACGUCUUCAACACCUGGGUGCAGGUGAAAUCUGAACGGAGCAGAAACUCUCGCAGGUGGUGCCGCCACCGGGGCAUAGAGGAGCAUCGGCUGUAUGAGAUGGCCAACCUGCGGCGCCAGUUCAAGGAGCUGUUGGAAGACCACGGGCUGCUGGCCAGGGCCCAGGCCUCGAAGCCGAGGGACAGCUACAGUCGGCUACGGCAGCGCCGGGAGCGCCAGGCGCUCUACCAGCUGAAGCGCCAGCAUGAGGAGGGCCAGGGGCGCAGGCGCAAGGUGCUGCGGCUCCAGGAGGACCAGGACGGCGGCUCCAGCGAUGAGGACCGGGGCGGCACAGCCUCCCAGGGGGCCGGCGACAACGUGGACAUCCAGGAUGUGAAGUUUAAGCUCCGGCACAACCUGGAACAGCUGCAGGCGGCCGCCGGCGCGGCCCAGGCCCUGACUCGGGACCAGAUGGCCCUGCUCAAGCUGGUGCUGGGCCGGGGCCUCUACCCCCAGCUUGCCAUCCCGGACCCGUUCAACAGCGGCCGCAAGGACUCGGACCAGAUCUUCCACACCGAGACCAAGCAGGGCGCCGUGCUGCACCCCACCUGCAUCUUCGCCAACAGCCCUGAGGUGCUGCACACACAGGAACAGGAGGCCAGGGGCGGCGAUGGGAGCCGAGGUACAGUGAGCCCAGAUGACAAGGACAAGAUGAGCAGCAAGCACCAGCUCCUCACCUUCGUGUCCCUGCUGGAGACCAACAAACCGUACCUGGUGAACUGCGUCCGCAUCCCCGCUCUGCAGUCCCUCCUGCUGUUCAGCCGGUCCCUGGACACCAGUGGUGACUGUUGCCGUCUGGUGGCCGACGGCUGGCUGGAGCUCCAGCUUGCGGACGGUGAGAGUGCUGUCCGGCUCCUGGCGGCUUCCCUGCGGCUCCGGGCCCACUGGGAAAGCGCCCUGGACCGGCAGCUGGCCCACCAGGCCCGGUGGCGGCUGGAGGACAGAGAUGAGGAGGAGGAGGCCCCAGUGAACCGCAAGGAGGUGGCGGCCCUGAGCAGGGAGCUGCUGCAGUUCACGGCGUCCAAGGUUUCCUACAGUCUCCGGCGGCUUACAGGGCUGGAAAUCCAGAACCUCUAUGUGGGACCCCAGACCAUCACUGCUGCCCCCAGCCUCCCUGGCCUCUUUGGCUGCUCUACCCCGUCCCCCCAUCCCACCAAAGGGGGCUACGCAGUCACUGACUUCCUCACCUACAGCUGCCUCACGAGCGACGCGGACCUGUACAGCGACUGUCUCCGCACCUUCUGGACCUGCCCCCACUGCGACCUGCACAUGCCCUUCACGCCCUUGGAGCGCAUCGCCCACGAGAACACCUGCCCCGAGGCCCCACAGGACGGUUCCCCAGGGGCUGAGGAAGCUGCCCCCGAGCCCCUCCAGAAGGCAUCCGCCCUGCAGAGGCCCUACCACUGCGAGGCCUGCCAGAAGGACUUUCCGUUCACGCCCACGGAGGUGCUGCGGCACAGGAGGCAGCAUGUGUGAGCCCAGCCAGUCCUGGGCCAGGACCAGGGCCAGGGCUCCCGCCCAAGCCCCCGGCCUAGACGCGGAGCUGUGGUCUGGGCCCAGCCCCGCGGAGAGGGAGCAUAAAUAUGUGAAUAAAGUCUCACUGAUGGAACUUCCCUGGUGGCGCAGUGGUUAAGAAUCCGCCUGCCAAUGCAGGGGACACGGGUUCGGUCCCUGGUCUGGGAGGAUCCCACAUGCCGCGGAGCGGCUGGGCCCGUGAGCCACAACUACUGAGCCUGCGCGUCUGGAGCCUGUGCUCCGCAACAAGAGAGGCCGCGACAGUGAGAGGCCCGCGCACCGCGAUGAAGAGUGGCCCCCGCUCGCCGCAACUAGAGAAAGCCCUCGCACAGCAACGAAGACCCAACACAGCCAUAAAUAAUAAAUAAAUAAAUAAAUAAAUUAAAAAAAAAAAAAGAGUUCUAUUAAAAAAAACAAAAAAUCCACCUGCCAAUGCAGGGGACACAGGUUCGAGCCCUGGUCCGGGAAGAUCCCACAUGCUGCGGAGCAACUAAGCCCGUUUGCCACAACUACUGAGCCUGCGCUCUGGAGCCCGCGAGCCACAACUACUGAGCCUGCGUGCCACAACUUUCGAGCCCGCAUGCCUAGAGCCCGUGCUCCGCAACAAGCAAAGCCACCGCAAUGAGAAGCCCACGGACCGCAACUAAGAGUAACCCCCGCUUGCCGCAACUAGAGAAAGCCCGCGCGCAGCAAGGAAGACGCAACGCAGCCAAAAAAAAAAAAAGUCUCACCGAUGGACUCAGAUCUUUCAGCCUGCUCCUGCCCAUCCAGAAAGUAGCAGCUGCCUCUUGUUGGUCCUCCUCAUGGUCUGGCUCUCAUCCCUCCUGCUGCAGCAGGCCAUCUGAGGUGUUUUGGGGUAGAUCCGGGGAGUUAAGGCUGAGCAGGGACCUCAGCUUCCAGGUACAGGAUCUGAUCGGCCCUGGCGACUGCUCUCUCCUGAGUCUGUACUCGUGGCCUCUGCUUUCCCUUGAAGCCGGGAGAUGCUGCGUUGGCCCAUGUACAUGUGCCACUUUGAGACUUGGACGGGGUGGGUUCAGUGUUCCUGUGGACCCACAGGCUGCCUGUUCACCAGGGUCGUUCUGCUGCGGGAUCCGUGGGCAGUCCUCAGCCGUCCCCUCUGGACUCCCUGGCCACGUCUCCCCGACAGACAUGAAAAGGAUAGGGAACGCUGUGAACGAUGAUGAUGCCAAUAAAUUCCACGACUCAGUUGAAAUCUGGGUGACAACAGGAUGGACGUGGCCAAGGCAGAGACAGCUGCGGGAUAGAGGAAAGAACAAGAGACAAGAGACACAGCAAGAGAGAAACAGAGAAAGACACAAACUACCAAAGCUCACUCAAGAAGAAACUGCACAAUGCUAUGAACCUAUUCGGAAAUUUAAUUCAUAGUUACAAACACAGAGGACAGGCUUGGGUGGGUUCACUGGUGACCUCCAGCAGACGGGGAAGGAACUCAACAACGGCUCAUUCACAGUGUGGAAGGCGACACCUCUGGGCCAGCAUUGCGCUAAUGCAAAACUUGACUCAGACGACACACAGACACAAAACUCCUUCCUAAAAGUUUAGCAGCAUGUUCAGCAACAUAUAAAAAGACCAGUCGUGCGUCAUGGCCAAGUGGCAUUUAUUCUAGGAGUACAAAGUGGGUUUAACAUUGGAAAGUCAAUCAGUGUGAUUCACCGUAUUAAAAACAGAAAAUGCGUUUGACAAAUUUUAACAACACCUUGUGGCCUUGGGUAAACCCCCUUGACCUCUCUGCUCCAACAUUUCUUUUCUCUGACAAAUGAA
Molecule: messenger RNA, 5649 nt
Organism: Eubalaena glacialis (North Atlantic right whale)
Lineage: Eukaryota; Metazoa; Chordata; Mammalia; Artiodactyla; Balaenidae
Gene: DHX34
Product: DExH-box helicase 34
Exons: 17
Coding region: 376-3828 (1150 amino acids)
Biological process (GO): nuclear-transcribed mRNA catabolic process, nonsense-mediated decay
Cellular component (GO): intracellular anatomical structure
Molecular function (GO): RNA binding; ATP binding
Source: RefSeq, a predicted model, not a curated record